Plutella xylostella (diamondback moth) is the source of this 2257-nucleotide messenger RNA. NCBI's taxonomy places the organism in Eukaryota, Metazoa, Arthropoda, Insecta, Lepidoptera, Plutellidae. The record is from RefSeq and is a predicted model, not a curated record.
GUUUCGCUUCGCUAUAUUUUAUUUAACGCGUUUCGAAGCUUUUUCGUAUUUUUGUAAUGAUGCUUUCACUUUAUUUAUGAAUUAUGUGCAUAUAAUAAAUAAACAUUUCAUGUAAAUCAUAUCGCUCUAAAAUAAGGCAUACCUAUAAUGUCUUCCUCCUCUGCAAUGGAAGUGAAAAGCGGCGAUGAGUCUGAUGCUCAUCCAAGUACUCACGGGGAGUCACUAAAAAGUGGUGAUUUAUCUGAUAAAAAUUAUAAAGCCAAUAAAAAUUCGAGUGACCAGCAAGGGUCCUGCUAUUGUGGCAAGGAGAGGAAUCUCAACAUUGUUGAGUUGUUAUGCGCGUCAUGUCACCGUUGGUUCCACGAGUCCUGCAUUGGAUACCAGUUGGGCAAGCUUGUUCCUUUUAUGACCAACUACUUGUUCAUAUGUAAAAACUGCUCUCCAACCGGCUUGGAGACUUUCAAGAAAAAUCAAGCACCGUUUCCGCAAAUGUGUCUAACUGCAAUAGCAAAUUUGCAACAUGAGAGUUCAAAGGAUGGUGGCAACAAGCUGCUGUUCAGUAAAGACAGAGAGAUCAUUCCAUACAUUGACCAGUACUGGGAGGCAAUGACUACCAUGCCAAGAAGGGUGACCCAAUCCUGGUAUGCGACUGUGCAGCGAGCUCUGAUCAAGGACAUUCAGGUGCUGUUUAUUUAUGAAGAGGAUGCUCUGCUUGGGCCUGUGUUUGGAUUGUACAACGUAGACUUGACGGCCAUCAAGCCAAACUACGAAGCAAUGAUUAAGCAGGGGCAACUCAAAGUUACCGACAUGGGGAUUGCUACAAUACCACUAGGCGGCAACGUGAAGGGGCGGCAAGGCAAGCGGCGCCCCGCCGUGGGGCCCGAGGCCGGCGCCCCCCAGGGCAAGAAGGGGCGCUCGGCGGACCUCAAUGCGCUGAAGCUGCCCUCCCACGGGUACCCUACUGAGCACCCGUUCAAUAAGGACGGGUAUAGGUACAUCUUGGCUGAGCCUGACCCGCACGCGCCGUUUCGACAGGUGUCGAUCCUGCCCGCACUAACCCACUCCCGUUCCUACCGCCACCACCGCUUCACCCGCCACGCUGCCACUGUCCUUGAGAACAAUAUACCGGAGUUCGACGAGAGCAACGAGCUAUCCGGCAAGCCGAUCCCGGGCUGGCUGUACCGCGCGCUGCGGCCGGGCGGCGUGCUGCUCGCGCUGCACGACCGCGCGCCGCAGCUGCGCGUGGCCGAGGACCGGCUGGCCGCCACCGGCGACCGCGGCUACUGCAUGCUGCGCGCCACACACGGUGUGCAGCGAGGCGCGUGGUACUGGGAGGCGAGCGUGGAGGAGCUGCCCGAGGGCGCGGCGGCGCGGCUGGGCUGGGGCCGGCGCUACGCCAACCUGCAGGCGCCGCUCGGCUACGACAAGUUCGGCUACUCGUGGCGCAGCCGGAAGGGCACGCGUUUCCACGAGUCGCGCGGCAAGCACUACAGCGCGGGCUACGGCGAGGGUGACACGCUCGGCUUCCUGAUCGUGCUGCCCGCCGCCGCCGCCGCCGCCGCCUACUUGCCCAACACUUACAAGGACCGGCCGCUGGUGAAGUUCAAAAGCCACCUGUACUAUGAAGACAAAGACAACAUCCAAGAAUCUCUGAACAAUCUGAAGCCGCUGCCGGGCAGCAAGAUAUACUUCUUCAAGAACGGGGAGUGCCAGGGAGAGGCCUUCGCGGACAUAUACGAGGGCUGCUACUACCCGUCCGUGUCGCUGCACAAGAACAUCACAGUCAGCGUCAACUUCGGACCGAACUUCAAGUGUCCUCCGUUGGGAGAUUACACGUUUAGACCUAUGUCGGAAAAGGCAGAAGAAGCCAUCUGUGAGCAGACGAUGGCCGAUCUGUUGUAUUUGACGGAGAAUGAGGGCAAGCUACGGCUGGACAACUUCAAUCUCUGAUGGUGUGACUAACACCAUUGAAGUGAUGGUGUUAAAAACUUUAUGUACCAUAUUGGCUAUACGCAUUACGAAUGUUACUAUUAACAUAAGUGAUGUUGGACAGUACUAUAACUCUGUUUCUCAUGCUAUCAGCCAGUAUUGAUCAAUCGACUAUUCCUAAGAGAUGUUGUAAUAAUUUAUUCUCAAUACAAGAUCUCUGUGAAUCUGUAUACCUUUAAGUAUAAUCUUCAUUAACAUCAUAAGUAUUGUGAGUUAUUAUAUAAUUUUGUGAAUGUUAUCAAAAUUAAAUUACUACAUUUUACAAUAA